Gorilla gorilla gorilla (western lowland gorilla) is the source of this 7417-nucleotide messenger RNA. RefSeq names its product inactive rhomboid protein 1. The record is from RefSeq and is a predicted model, not a curated record. Gene Ontology annotation, biological process: regulation of epidermal growth factor receptor signaling pathway; regulation of protein secretion. Bases 4380 to 7136 code for a protein of 918 amino acids. NCBI's taxonomy places the organism in Eukaryota, Metazoa, Chordata, Mammalia, Primates, Hominidae. The transcript has 19 exons. Gene Ontology annotation, molecular function: serine-type endopeptidase activity. Gene Ontology annotation, cellular component: endoplasmic reticulum membrane.
GGUCAGGCCCAGGUUUAGGGUGAUUUCAAGGAAGUGACCUCACAAUGACUCAAGCUACCACUUACUGUUGAUUGUGACGAAAUGCCAGCUGAGGCACAUGCCUUGGGAGCUAAGUGGUUGCUGCCCUUGACUACUAUGAAGACUGGUGUGGGAAGGGUCGCUUUGGAUGCAGUUGAGCAGGGGUCCCCAACCCCUGAGCCAUGGAGCCGUAAGGAGCCACACAGCAGGUGGGACCAUCCAGUUUCAGGAAAACAAGCUUAACACACCCACUGAUUCUACAUUAUGAUUCUUCAGGCCCAGCAUCUGCCUCACUGUGGACCCCCCAAGCCAAGCUCCCAACCUUUCAGCAGCUUCUACACACCCAGCUCCCGCCUGCCAGUGGCCUCUUCAGGCCCAUGGGGCUCAUUCCUCACAACAGCCUUUCCAGUCCCAGUUUUUCCCUUCCGGCGGCCUCUCCGGGCUGAGAACCUCCUCAAGUCGGCCUCUCCAGACCCACUUGCACCCUCCAGGCGUCCUCUCCGGGCCAAGCUCCUCUUCCUGGCUGCGUCUCCAGGCCCGACUCCUGCCUCUCAACAACCUCUUUGGACUCAGUGCCUACCCAUCUCCUGGCGUCCUUGGUCGGCCCACAGCUUCAUCAAGCCAAGCUCCCCAGGCCCAGGUCAGGCCUCACGGUGCCCCCUCCACGAUGAGCUCCUGCCCUCCAAUGGCACCUGCAGGCCCCAAAUGGUCUCCGGUCGGUGGGCUCCUCCACGCCAAGCUUGGGCCUCCCGGUGACCUCUGCAGGCCCAAGUUGUCCUGAAGUCGGCAUCUCCCGGCCGUGCCUCCCAGCAAGUAAGCAAGCUCUUUUGGCUCAACUCCUGCCCAGCUCCCAACCGCCUUUGUAGGUCCCGAACUUUCUCCAGCCAAGUUCUUUGGGCCUCAUUCCUGCCGCCCGGUGGCCUGUACGGGCCCAGCAAUGGUUGGAGAACGGCCUCUGCAGGUCUCGCUCUUGCCUCCCAGGGGCCUCUCCAGGCCCAGCUCUUGCCCUCACGGCGGCCACCCGGGGCCAAGUCCCUGCCUGCCUCCCAGCAGCCCUCAUGCGGCCCAGCUCCUCCCUCACGGUGGCCUGUUGAUGCCCAUGCCUCUGGUACCCUGCCCAGAGGCAUGAGCCCCUGCCACACACUGGCUCCUCCCACGCUGAGAGAGGUCAGCGUGAGCCCUUGCCUCACACCGGCCCCUCCCAUGCUGAGAGAGGUCAGCGUGAGCCCCUUGCCUCACACCGGCCCCUCCCACGCUGAGAGAGGUCGGCGUGAGCCCUUGCCUCACACCGGCCUCUCCCACGGUGAGAGAGGUCAGCGUCAGCCCCUUGCCUCACACCGGCCCCUCCCAUGCUGAGAGAGGUCGGCGUGAGCCCUUGCCUCACACCGGCCCCUCCCACGGUGAGAGAGGUCAGCGUCAGCCCCUUGCCUCACACUGGCCCCUCCCACACUGAGAGAGGUCGGCGUGAGCCCUUGCCUCACACCGGCCCCUCCCACGCUGAGAGAGGUCGGUGUGAGCCCUUGCCUCACACGGGCCCCUCUCACUCUGACAGAGGUCAGCCUGAGCCGUUGUCUCACACCGGCCCCUCCCACGCUGAGAGAGGUCAACAUGAGCCCCUUGCCUCACACCGGCCCCUCCCACGCUGAGAUAGGUCAGCCUGAGCCCUUGCCUCACACCGGCCCCUCCCACGCUGAGAGAGGUCAGCGUGAGCCCUUGUCUCACACCGGCCCCUCCCACGCUGAGAGAGGUCAGCGUCAGCCCUUGCCUCACACCAGCCCCUCCCACGCUGAGAGAGGUCAGCGUGAGCCCCUUGCCUCACCCCGGCCCCUCCCAUGCUGAGAGAGGUCGGCGUGAGCCCUUGCCUCACACCGGCCCCUCCCACGGUGAGAGAGGUCAGCGUCAGCCCCUUGCCUCACACCGGCCCCUCCCACGCUGAGAGAGGUCGGCAUGAGCCCCUUGCCUCACACGGGCCCCUCUCACUCUGACAGAGGUCAGCCUGAGCCCUUGUCUCACACCGGCCCCUCCCACGCUGAGAGAGGUCAACAUGAGCCCCUUGCCUCACACCGGCCCCUCCCACGCUGAGAUAGGUCAGCCUGAGCCCUUGUCUCACACCGGCCCCUCCCACGCUGAGAGAGGUCAGCCUGAGCCCUUGCCUCACACCGGCCCCUCCCACGCUGAGAGAGGUCAGCGUGAGCCCUUGCCUCACACCGGCCCCUCCCACGCUGAGAGAGGUCAGCGUGAGCCCCUUGCCUCACCCCGGCCCCUCCCACGCUGAGAGAGGUCGGCGUGAGCCCUUGCCUCACACCGGCCUCUCCCACGGUGAGAGAGGUCAGCGUCAGCCCCUUGCCUCACACCGGCCCCUCCCACGCUGAGAGAGGUCGGCGUGAGCCCUUGCCUCACACCGGCCCCUCCCACGCUGAGAGAGGUCGGCGUGAGCCCUUGCCUCACACCGGCCCCUCCCACACUGAGAGAGGUCGGCGUGAGCCCUUGCCUCACACCGGCCCCUCCCACGGUGAGAGAGGUCAGCGUGAGCCCCUGCCUCAACAGGCCACCGUGAGGGAGGAGCAGGGUCGCACGCGGGCUGCUGUGAGGCAGGCAGCGACUUGGGCCUGGGAGGUCGUGGUGGGGCGAGAGCUGGGCUUGGAGACUCCCCUGGGAGGCAACAGCAGGGCCUACAGACUCUGUUCUCCAGCCGGAGCUGGGACUGUUCAGGUACUGGGAGGUGGGAUGUGGGUCUGAAGAGCUUGGUUGCAGAAACUUCGGGGUCUACAAACGCAGGCGGGAGCUGAGCCAAAAAAGCUUGUUUGCUGGGAGGCGGGAGAUGCAGUCAGGAGAAACAGCUGUGCCUGCAGAGGCCGCCAUGCGGGAGGCGGAGGCCGGGCCUCCUCAAAUCGGCCUCUCCAGACCCACUUGCAGCCUCCCGGCAUCCUCUCCGGGCCCAGCUCUUCCUCCCGGCUGCGUCUCCAGGCCUGACUCUGGCCUCCCAACAACGUCUUUGGACUCAGCUCCUGCCCAGCUCCCAGCAGGCCCAAGUCGUCGUCAAGUCGGCCUGGAAUUGGGCCCGGAAGAGCAGCAAGUCGGCCUCCCCGGGCCCAGCUCCGUCCUCUCGGUGGCCUCUCCAGGUGCAAAACUUCCUCGAGUCAGCCUCUCCAGGCCCAGCUCCUCCUGCCUCCCAGUGGCCUCUUUCAGCCCAGACCAGCUCAUGGCUCUUGGCGGCCUUCCCAGGCCCCGCUUUUGACUUUUGGUGGCCUCUUCAGGCCCAGAACUUGACCUCCAGUGGGCCUUUGCAGGCCCGGCCUCCUGCCUCUCGAAGGCCUGCACGGGCCCGGACUCACAGCGGACUCACAGCGGACUCUCCAUGCCCAGCUAGCUCUCGCCUCAUUGCGGCCUCCCGAGUCCAAAGCUCCUGCCUCUCGGCUGCUUCGGCAGGCCCAGCUCCCGCCUGCCAGUGGCCUCUUUAGGCCCAGCUCAUUCCUCACAACGGCCUUCCCAGGCCCCGUUUUUCCCUUCUGGCAGCCUCUUGGCCUCUAAUUUGUUUAUCUUUUGUGUAUAAAUCCCAAAAUAUUGAAUUUUGGAAUAUUUCCACCAUUAUGUAAAUAUUUUGGUAGGUGAUUUAUUUGGGGUGAGUUUCUGCACCAAGCCCGAAUUUUUUAUUUUAUUUUCCUUAUUAUUUGGUGUUAAACAGGUUUAAUGACGGUCAUGGCAACUGUUUGGCACAAUGAAAAAUAUCGCCCAUGAUCAACGUGUUCUGUUCUGGGGAAGGGGGCAAAGGCAGGGUGAAUCACUUUCUUAAAAAGUAUAGCUCAAGUUGGGAGUGCAGAGGGAAUGGGGAGAAAACCCUCCCACUGCCUGUGUCAAAGUGCAGGAGCCCCCACCCCCAUACUCACCUGAGUCCAGCCCCUCUGGGGAAAGAAGGGGUGCAUGAACUCCCCCUAGUCCACAGGCACCUCCCUGUGGCCCAAGGCCCUCUUCACACUCCAUCUUGUAGCCCCAACAGGAGCUAUUUUCCGAAAAGUGAAAAGCUCUGAAGGUCGCACAAUUCAUGGUAUGUACACCUCCCUCACCAGGGGCUGCAAAGUGGCCUGGAGCUCCAUACUGAGUAGAAGUCUUUGGGCCAGAGUCAGCAUCUGGCUGACGGUCCGGAUAUCCUGGUUGGAGUGACCCUGGUGCACCCUGCCAGGGCCUGGUGCCGCUUGCUGAAGAUCAUGACCGCCACUCAUGGGCCACCGAUGUGGUCCUUGUCCCAUUUGUUGGGGCUGCGUCCAUCCUUCUCAGAAGAUGAGUCCUGUUCCUUGCGCAGGGCACUGAGGGACUGGGCCUGACAUCAUCUGAGUGGUAGAGGCAACUGGGUGUCAGGAGACAUGAUGGAGAGGAAAGCAUCAUCAUGGUCAUUCUCUGUCUCUCUGUCCAGCAGGGACUCCCCUGAGGGGCCCAGGGCUCCUCCUCCUUGGUGGGAGGCCUGCCUUGCUCUGCCAGGAACCAUGAGUGAGGCCCGCAGGGACAGCACGAGCAGCCUGCAGCGCAAGAAGCCACCCUGGCUAAAGCUGGACAUUCCCUCUGCGGUGCCCCUGACGGCAGAAGAGCCCAGCUUCCUGCAGGUAGGCCCUGGCCUGCAGGGACUGUGGGUGCCCCCUGUCCAGCACCCUCACCAUGACCCUGUUGCCCAGCCCCUGAGGCGACAGGCUUUCCUGAGGAGUGUGAGUAUGCCAGCCGAGACAGCCCACAUCUCUUCGCCGCACCAUGAGCUCCGGCGGCUGGUGCUGCAACGCCGGACGUCCAUCACACAGACCAUCCGCAGGGGGACCGCCGACUGGUUUGGAGUGAGCAAGGACAGUGACAGCACCCAGAAAUGGCAGCGCAAGAGCAUCCGUCACUGCAGCCAGCGCUACGGGAAGCUGAAGCCCCAGGUCCUCCGGGAGCUGGACCUGCCCAGCCAGGACAACGUGUCGCUGACCAGCACCGAGACGCCACCCCCACUGUACGUGGGGCCGUGCCAGCUGGGCAUGCAGAAGAUCAUAGACCCCCUGGCCCGUGGCCGUGCCUUCCGUGUGGCAGAUGACACUGCGGAAGGCCUGAGUGCCCCACACACUCCCGUCACGCCGGGUGCUGCCUCCCUCUGCUCCUUCUCCAGCUCCCGCUCAGGUUUCCACCAGCUCCCGCGGCGGCGCAAGCGAGAGUCGGUGGCCAAGAUGAGCUUCCGGGCAGCCGCAGCACUGAUGAAAGGCCGCUCCGUCAGGGAUGGCACCUUUCGCCGGGCACAGCGUCGAAGCUUCACUCCAGCUAGCUUUCUGGAGGAGGACACAACUGAUUUCCCCGAUGAGCUGGACACAUCCUUCUUUGCCCGGGAAGGUAUCAUCCACGAAGAGCUGUCCACAUACCCGGAUGAAGUUUUCGAGUCCCCAUCGGAGGCAGCGCUAAAGGACUGGGAGAAGGCACCGGAGCAGGCGGACCUCACCGGCGGGGCCCUGGACCGCAGCGAGCUUGAGCGCAGCCACCUGAUGCUGCCCUUGGAGCGAGGCUGGCGGAAGCAGAAGGAGGGCGCCGCAGCCCCGCAGCCCAAGGUGCGGCUCCGACAGGAGGUGGUGAGCACCGCGGGGCCGCGACGGGGCCAGCGUAUCGCGGUGCCGGUGCGCAAGCUCUUCGCCCGGGAGAAGCGGCCGUAUGGGCUGGGCAUGGUGGGACGGCUCACCAACCGCACCUACCGCAAGCGCAUCGACAGCUUCGUCAAGCGCCAGAUCGAGGACAUGGACGACCACAGGCCCUUCUUCACCUACUGGCUUACCUUCGUGCACUCGCUCGUCACCAUUCUAGCCGUGUGCAUCUAUGGCAUCGCGCCCGUGGGCUUCUCACAGCAUGAAACGGUGGACUCGGUGCUGCGGAACCGCGGGGUCUACGAGAACGUCAAGUACGUGCAGCAGGAGAACUUCUGGAUCGGGCCCAGCUCGGAAGCCCUCAUCCACCUGGGCGCCAAGUUUUCGCCCUGCAUGCGCCAGGACCCGCAGGUGCACAGCUUCAUUCGCUCAGCGCGCGAGCGCGAGAAGCACUCCGCCUGCUGCGUGCGCAACGACAGGUCGGGCUGCGUGCAGACCUCGGAGGAGGAGUGCUCGUCCACGCUGGCAGUGUGGGUGAAGUGGCCCAUCCAUCCCAGCGCCCCAGAGCUUGCGGGCCACAAGAGACAGUUUGGCUCUGUCUGCCACCAGGAUCCCAGGGUGUGUGAUGAGCCCUCCUCCGAAGACCCUCAUGAGUGGCCAGAAGACAUCACCAAGUGGCCGAUCUGCACCAAAAACAGCGCCGGGAACCACACCAACCAUCCCCACAUGGACUGUGUCAUCACAGGACGGCCCUGCUGCAUUGGCACCAAGGGCAGGUGUGAGAUCACCUCCAGGGAGUACUGUGACUUCAUGAGGGGCUACUUCCAUGAGGAGGCCACGCUCUGCUCUCAGGUGCACUGCAUGGAUGAUGUGUGUGGGCUCCUGCCUUUCCUCAACCCCGAGGUGCCUGACCAGUUCUACCGCCUGUGGCUAUCCCUCUUCCUGCACGCCGGGAUCUUGCACUGCCUGGUGUCCAUCUGCUUCCAGAUGACUGUCCUGCGGGACCUGGAGAAGCUGGCAGGCUGGCACCGCAUAGCCAUCAUCUACCUGCUGAGUGGUGUCACCGGCAACCUGGCCAGUGCCAUCUUCCUGCCAUACCGAGCAGAGGUGGGUCCUGCUGGUUCCCAGUUCGGCAUCCUGGCCUGCCUCUUCGUGGAGCUCUUCCAGAGCUGGCAGAUCCUGGCGCGGCCCUGGCGUGCCUUCUUCAAGCUGCUGGCUGUGGUGCUCUUCCUCUUCACCUUUGGGCUGCUGCCGUGGAUUGACAACUUUGCCCACAUCUCGGGGUUCAUCAGUGGCCUCUUCCUCUCCUUCGCCUUCUUGCCCUACAUCAGCUUUGGCAAGUUCGACCUGUACCGGAAACGCUGCCAGAUCAUCAUCUUUCAGGUGGUCUUCCUGGGCCUCCUGGCUGGCCUGGUGGUCCUCUUCUACGUCUAUCCUGUCCGCUGUGAGUGGUGUGAGUUCCUCACCUGCAUCCCCUUCACUGACAAGUUCUGUGAGAAGUACGAACUGGACGCUCAGCUCCACUGAGCUGGCUGCGGGCUCCAGCGGCCGUGUGCUCCAGCAGGCCAGAGCCAGACACGACAGCCCUGAGCCUCACAGGCUUACAAAAGUCACCUGCUCCAUGUGGGGACUGGCCUGUUUCCUGAACACAGACCUCUUUCUUGUGCCUUGUUCACUUCUGUUGAACCCCUCGUACUGCCGGGCAUUUAUUAUACUACUUCUUGUCAUAACCUUCUAACUUGUUUCUUGACGACCACCUCAUGUGGCCAAUAAAUGGACUGGGAGCGUUUUAGCUGCCAUUAACUUGA